AUGCUACCACGAAAGCGGGUCCAGUUUACUCCUCAAGAUGUUGACGCUCAGUUGCAAUCGAUACACCUGUUGGACAGCUCAUCCGUCACCGAAAACCUUGAAGCCCUGGCGCCAAUCGUGAAAACCGUCUAUGAAUCGAGGCAACAAGAGGCAUUUCUCAGGACGUUGAAGGAACUUACAGACUCUAAAGACAAGGAGAUUAUGAAGAUUUGUGGGGAAAACCAUCAGGACUUCGUAUCGUCUGUCUCUACGUUGCUCACCGUUCGGUCCUACACUGUCAACCUCAGGGAACGAAUCAAAUCGUUGGAUCAAUCUGUCACUUCCAUCGGUCGAAAUCUUGCCGCCCAAAAGCGAGAGCUGCUUCAAGCUAAACGAACCGCAUCGAACCUUGAUGAAGCUAUCGAUACGUUACAAGGAUGUCUUCGAAUUUUGGAUUUGGUGAAGCGCGUUCGGGAUAUGAUCAAGGAGGGACGGUAUUUUAGUGCAUUACGUUCUCUGGGAGAGAUUGAGACUCUUCCACCAACUGCACUCUCCAAUACGCCUUUGUACACCCAUUUACUCUCCUCUUUGCCCUCCCUCAGAGCACAGGUCAAAGAUGCUGUCACUGCAGCUAACAUCCAAUGGUUAACGGAUGUAAGAGAUAAAAGUGAGGAUAUAGGGAAACUCGCACUUGAGGCCAUGCGCGUCAGGGCUCGGAGGUGGCGGAGUCGAAAGGAGAAGGAGCCGAUGUUUAAAUCGACUCGAGUAGGGAGUGCUGUUGAGCUUGUGACUCAUGACAAAAUCGAGAAUAAUUUGUUUAAUAAUGACCAGGUUACCAUCAACUUCGAGCCCCUCUACCAAGCUAUCCUCAUUUACACAGCCCUUUCGAUCCUACCUGAACUUCAAACAUCGUACCAAACCGACCGUAUGGCCCAAUCAUCCCUCAUCAUGUCAACAUUGACCACUCCACAUUUACUGCCGACGACAUUGCCUUCCGUCGCGAAUGAAUUAAUUGGAUUUUUCUUGGUGGAGAUUGAAGUCUUGAGAACAACGAUUGGGUUUAGGAGCAUGAGGGAAGUGGAGGAUUUAUGGGACGAUGUCGUCAAGAGAUUAGUUGAUUUGGUGGGAGGGUCCGUCAGGAGCCAGAGGGAUAUGGGGUUUAUUGCUGAUGUGAAGGACACACUUACUACGUUCGUUCAAACUAUCGAGACAUAUGACUUUGAUAUCGCGCCACUACAAGAAUUGCUUUUAUCAAUGUUCGAAACGCACUCCGCUCUUCUGGAGAAGCAGUUCGCAGAUAUGUUUGAAAAAGCAGUUUCCGAAGACGAUUACCAGCCUAUAUUUGUCACAGCUGCGACCGAACGAGGAACUAUCUUCUCGAUUUGUUGGAUGGCGGCAGACACCGCGAAAGCCCUCGCCCAGCAAGGCGUCCCCGUCACUCUCCCGUUCUCGCAAGUAUUCUACAAGUGUUGCACCCAUAUUCGGCAGUUCGUUGAGGAAUAUUACCGGUUCACUGAAGGAGCAACUUAUUACUACAGAAGUACGGAUGAUUCGCUUCGUGAAUCUCUUGAUCGUCUCCUUGCAACUCACGUCAGCGAGAAAAUCUCCGCUCGUCUGUCAUCCGCUUCAACAUUACCACAAGCUGCGCAAAACAUCGUUAAUGUAGAGCACUUUGUCGUUGCUUGUGCUGAGCUGGAGGAACAACUUACACAGUUACGAACUUCACGGCGAGGAGGACAUAUUUACCUGCAACUAUCAUCAUCCAGUUUCGCUUCUACCCUUAUCAAAGCAGGGAAUCGACUUUCGGAUCUCAUUAAAUCAAAACUUGGCGAUGUUUUCGAUUUAUCAGAUUACGAUUGGACGCCACCAGAUGUAGAUCCUCGUCCAAGGAUGCAAAUGGAAGAGUUAUAUCAUUGGCUCAUGACAGUGAUUGACUCUUUGCCCCUUGAAAAUAAAUAUAAGGAUCAAGCAUUCAAGGCCGCCCUUGACUAUGUUGCGUCAGGCUUCGCCGAUUUCGUCUUUGGACCUAAUGUUCCAAUGGUCAAUGACAAUGCUUUAGCGAAUCUCAUGGUGGACAUUGACUUUCUGGAUACCGAGUUCAAGAAUCUUGGGAGGUCAUUCACCUCGUUCCAAGAGUUGCGCAUGGCUUGCAACAUCGCCAUGAACAAUCAAGUUUCAACGUAUCUACAACCAGCAACCCGAAGAUCACAAUAUUCGGUCAUAAAUCCAAAGAAUCUGAAGAGCUUACUUGAAAAGCUAUCCAGGUAUGGCCUAGAAGGUCGAAAUGCUGCCGAACGAGAAUCAGGCGCGAGACGCCGAAAGGAGGCAGACGCUGUUGCCCGUUUAAUCUGA
Molecule: messenger RNA, 2331 nt
Organism: Cantharellus anzutake
Lineage: Eukaryota; Fungi; Basidiomycota; Agaricomycetes; Cantharellales; Hydnaceae
Product: exocyst complex component, sec15 subunit
Exons: 13
Coding region: 1-2331 (776 amino acids)
Biological process (GO): Golgi to plasma membrane transport; exocytosis; intracellular protein transport
Cellular component (GO): membrane; exocyst
Source: RefSeq, a predicted model, not a curated record